This is a messenger RNA of Fusarium verticillioides 7600, 1245 nucleotides long. RefSeq lists its product as hypothetical. The record is from RefSeq and is a predicted model, not a curated record. NCBI's taxonomy places the organism in Eukaryota, Fungi, Ascomycota, Sordariomycetes, Hypocreales, Nectriaceae. The transcript has 5 exons. The coding region runs from base 1 to 1245 and encodes 414 amino acids.
AUGGGAAUGCUCGAGAUUUUGAACGACAUAUAUGCCAAUCCUGCCAAAGUCGGGGCUAGAGACUUGGUUGAUUGGUUCAUGACCAAUGGUGGUAAGGAGCCGAGACGUAGGUAUCAAGCUGAAGUGGUCAACCAUUUCUGCCACUCAGGCGAGCUUCGAGAACUGCAGUCUAACAGCGCCAAUCUCUUGUUGACGAAAUCUUGCCUUGUCGACGACAGAAUCAGCAAUGGUACAGUUUCAGUCGAGCUUGGUCAACGGAAGUCUCUGGUACCCCACGAAAUGUAUUCUAGGCUCGUGGAAAAGAGGUUCCACGAGCCACCAUCUAACGGUGGUUCUCAAAGACCCAACGUGGACCGCAGACUUGUGUUUAUCAUAAACCCAGAUAGCCAUGCCUUGGUUAGUGUGAUGGCCACGGCUCCUAGGUAUCAAAAGAAUGCUUUGAUACACUUUCUUUACUCCUACAUUGCUUCUCGGCCUUACAUAGGAGUCCAAUCCAAGCCUCAAGGCCUUGUUACAUAUGAGCUCUCAUUCCAUCUGCCAUUUUACUCGUGGAAAUUGACCCAACGUGAGCCUCGGGACACACGGCUCAGACGAGACGGUAGUCCCCUGAGAAAGGUUCAGGAUAUGAGCUGUCUUCGAGGCAACUCUCCAAUAACCACCGCGAUGGAUUACCUCUGUCAAGCGCAAAUUGCAGUAUGCAUUACACCCAUAGGUGAAGGGGUUUGGACCGGCUACUGCUUUGUCGAUACAUACUUCCAAUCUGAAGACGAGAGACAAUGCGUAGAGGACUAUUGUGAUAGAGGGGUUCAGCUUGAUCACUUUACCACCGGUAAACACGAAGCGGAUCUUCCGAUUCUCGAUCCCGACGACUACUUCCUAACUUCUCUGGAAUGCCAACUACUCGUUUUCAAAGACGAAUGGAUGAACACGGCACAGAUGUUCAGACAGAAAGUGGAAACAUAUGUCGAUGAAUUUGACUUUGCAUUGGCUAGCAAAGAAUCGCAACAGCCGCUGGCAUGGCUCCGGCACGCAAGACGUAAGUUGACCGAACUGGUGGUGUGCUUGGAGACAACCAUUGACUGUUGGGAUAACUUCACUUACCCAGACCAUAUGCAAACACGCUAUGGACGCCAAUCAAUGGUGUCUAUUGAGCAGACUUUCGCGGAGGUUAAGAACUGCUUGAAGGAACUGUACAAAGUCCGCACGCUUUGUGACGAGCAUGAAAGAACAGUAAGGCAGUCCUAA